CUACAACGGCUGCCUGGUACCUUUCCAGAACGUCAUGAGCCACAAGAUUCGCAUCGGAACGAAAGAGAUGGAUACUGAAGAACUCAACCGGCGGUUUCCGGGACUGGGUCUGAAUGUUCCUUGCAGCGCGGCUGGCGAGGACGGUAGCCGUGUUCCUACGUCCAUCUGUCACGUCUUCGAUAAUUUGUGCCGUUGGAAUUACGUCCUAUGGUACGUCGGCUUGCAGUUGAGAGAACUCCGCGGCCCCGGAAGACUGUCCCUGGUACGGGUCGUCUACAGGGGCAGGGGAGGCCGCAUCGUGCAAACGCGCAGCCGUCACGCCCGGAUUCUCUUUCACGUCCUCCUGGCGCAACACAGCUGCGUCGAGAGCCUACACAUGGGCGACGCCCUAAUCGAAGGUAGUGGACUCGGCGAGUACCGAGAAUGCGUCGUCUCUUCACUUCGGCAAAACACGAGCCUUCGGACGCUGCUUCUCGGUAGCUUAUUCAGCGAGUACAGGAGCAUCCGAGAGGAACUGUUCAGAGCCAUCGCCACCAUGACGAACCUGAGCGAGCUGGCUGUGUUCGGCAGUGCUGCAGCGCCAUCGGUCGUGCUGGACGCGGUUUGUGCGCUUCUCGUGGACACCAGGUGUCUGACCACUGUGACGAUUCCACGACUCGUUUACGACGACGCAAGCGCCAAUCGCUUAAUCGCCGCCCUGCGACGCAAUCAAACCGUCGAAAACCUGUCUCUGCACGGAAGCAUCGUGCAUUCUUAUAUGGAGACUGGUACAUCCAGGUUCUCUCACUUCCUGGCCAACAGCACGCAGCUGAGCUCGGUGAGCAUGGAAGGUGUCGACACGGAUCCCGCAAGCACGUUCGAGGACAUCAAGUGUAUCGUCGUGCCGUUCCGUAUUCGCGGCAACCUCCAGAAGCUAAGACUAAGUGGCUUCCUGUUAAGCGCACCGUGCGCUUGUCUCUUCGCUGCCCUCAUGUCCGGGAACGAGGGGUGUCUCAAGAGUCUCGACAUAGCAGGCUGCCGCUGGAGACUCGAGUCACGACUAGAAGAGUCAUACGACGUCGGAACCACAGACGGCGAACAGUCGGGCGUACCCUACCUCGCGCACCACAGCUGUGACAUGAUUCAGGCGUUGGACCACACUGCGCGAGUGCAACUCUCGUUUUUGGCCCUGGGCAUCGAUGGACUCGAACCGGAGGACCUACGGUGUCUAUUGAAUAUCGCCACUACCCUCGAAUCACUCAAGACCAUCUCACUGAGCGGCGUUCCACUGGAAAAACUGAAGGCAGUUUGCCAAGUCAUCAGGGAGACCACAAUGAGCGGGCGAGUUCGUAUAGAAGACGCCUACCUCGUCGACUCUUGGACAAUAGCUUAUCUUCGGGAGUAUCCGGAAGCGUUGUCUAAGGUGGCGAUCAGAUCUUUCACGGAGCACAAUCCGAGGGCGUUUGUAAUUGUGGUCCGCCUAGCGUGCUCCUGGUAUCGGGUCACCUUGCUACACCUCCACUUGGCACAGGGCAUCCUUUCGGACGUCCCCACGUUUCGAGCCCUGUCCAGCUGCUUGAGCACCUCCGACUCGCUGAGGGUGCUCUCGCUGACCGGAUGUGACGAGCCGGAUCUAAGCCGUACUCUUCGAUCGGCAGGCCGUCCUCACAGCGUACUCCUCGAGAUGAUCUUCAAGAACGCAGCCAUCCGAGCACUUCGGCUCAACGGGCUUCGUAUGGGUAAGGACAACUUGCAUUUCUUCGUUGCCGCGGUGGUGGCCAGCAAGAGCUUGUGCGAGCUUGCCUUUGCAUCCUGCAACCAGGCCGAAAACGACACGUUCCUUCGGCUACUCUCCUCCACGUUCCACGGAAGCAAGACCAUAACUCACUUGCGUCUCCUGUCAUCUACGGAAUGCGUAGGGGACGAGUGGUUCGUCAUCGGAAACGUUAUCGGCCGCAACGUGGGACACCUGACGUGCGCGGCCCACUACGUCGUGUACAAGGACUACUCGCCGCGCUGCGAGGCUGCCUUCGCAAUAGUCUCGGGCACUAACGCCCUCAUGAAGAGAGUCGAGGAACUCGUGAAUGAUGUCGAAACCACGGGCCAAUUUCCAAGCACUUCUGCAGCUUAGACCCAUUCCUGGGAAUUUUCCGAGAAGUCACAUUUUUUAGCAAGCUUAGUAAGACGAAGAGGACAGCGAUGUUCUCCGAUGCUAUUCAUGUACACAUUGUUUCACGAGUUACAAUUGUGCACUCGGUCGUACACCAGGGUAUUGGCGCUGUUUUUAAGCUGCCCGUUGUGUGCAUUGUUAUGGUCACUGAGAUAUGAAAUCAAACGUGAAGACUAGGCUAUUGCACAAAGCUGUUUUGUUCUACGAGAUGUGCCACAACUUACCUAAUAAUAUUGUAUUUAUUUUCAUAGGCGUCCCUUUUUAUUACUCUUGCUCAUGUUCAUCACCAUUAAGGACUUCCCAUUGUUCUUAGACGCGAAAGCGUGUUUUUAUAUUUGACGA
Rhipicephalus sanguineus (brown dog tick) is the source of this 2491-nucleotide messenger RNA. RefSeq lists its product as uncharacterized. Lineage: Eukaryota; Metazoa; Arthropoda; Arachnida; Ixodida; Ixodidae. The coding region runs from base 35 to 2110 and encodes 691 amino acids. The transcript has 2 exons. The record is from RefSeq and is a predicted model, not a curated record.